Messenger RNA from Angiostrongylus costaricensis, 378 nucleotides. The record is from the annotation of a GenBank genome assembly. NCBI's taxonomy places the organism in Eukaryota, Metazoa, Nematoda, Chromadorea, Rhabditida, Metastrongylidae.
AUGAAAAGCAUUACUGGCUGGGGUAAGGUUCAACCAGUGCUUUACGCAUAUAAUUCUCUUGGCAAUCCUGGCUCAGCAUAUUUUCGUAAACCUGGUGAUCCUAAUAUUCUAACCGAUCCCGUUGUGACGAAAAUCGCUGCGGCACAUAGAAAGACACCAGCUCAGGUUGCACUUCGUUGGGCCGUGCAACAGAACGUAAUUGUCAUUCCGAAAUCGACAUCAGAAAAGCGAAUCAAAGAGAACGCAGCUGUGUUCGACUUCCAGCUGACCGAAGCCGAAAUGAAGGAGAUCGACGGGCUCGACCGCGGAUGGCGUAUCGUCGACCUCAGUGCUAGCUGUUCCGAUCAUCCUCAUUUCCCACUUUUGGAGGAAUAUUAA